AUGAACCUCGCCUCUUCAGCCGGGUGUACGAUAUGCCGUCCAUACCAUAAUACUGAUUUAUUGGCCUGGCCGCUAGAAUGUUCUGAGCAGGCGAUUGCAACAACCUCCACGCCGUCCAAGACGGUGUGUUUGGCACAACCCAAACCAGACGAAUUACAUGUACAUCACAGUCUCCGUGGGCUUGAUUAUCGUCUCGCGUCUUGGCUUGGUCUGCCUCAUUUCCUUGGGUUGUCCACAAGUAGAAGGCGGACGAUGGGCCAGAAUACUUUAUUUGGCACAUUUGACUUGGACAGCAACGCUAAGAGGUCUGCGAUGGGCUGCCGUCUCUGUCCGCCAAGGUUAUCAGCCAGGCCCCCGUCAUCGUCUCCUUUGGUCGAGCUGCUCGUCGUCACGUACAGCUUGCAUUUCGAUAUUCCUCUUGAGCUGAAAAGUAUUGCGUAUGCAAAUCCACUACUGGUCCUUUCUGGUGCUGUCAGCUCAGCUGGCAAACAUAAUGUCUCCAUUCAAAACCAAGGUAUUCUUGGUUAUAUUCAAGUAUCCACGAACCUACAUAUCAAAUAG
Messenger RNA from Pochonia chlamydosporia 170, 561 nucleotides. RefSeq lists its product as hypothetical. The record is from RefSeq and is a predicted model, not a curated record. The coding region runs from base 1 to 561 and encodes 186 amino acids. NCBI's taxonomy places the organism in Eukaryota, Fungi, Ascomycota, Sordariomycetes, Hypocreales, Clavicipitaceae. The transcript is spliced from 2 exons.